This is a messenger RNA of Pungitius pungitius (ninespine stickleback), 8590 nucleotides long. Its product is annotated as myosin-10. Lineage: Eukaryota; Metazoa; Chordata; Actinopteri; Perciformes; Gasterosteidae. The coding region runs from base 411 to 6446 and encodes 2011 amino acids. Gene Ontology annotation, molecular function: ATP binding; actin filament binding; microfilament motor activity. Gene Ontology annotation, cellular component: cytoplasm; myosin II complex; myosin filament. The transcript has 43 exons. Gene Ontology annotation, biological process: actomyosin structure organization; regulation of cell shape; mitotic cytokinesis. The record is from RefSeq and is a predicted model, not a curated record.
GCGCCAUGCAGACAUGUUUCAUCAUACGUUGGUCGUGCGUGGGGUUUUCCUUGCGUUAACAGAGAUAGUGAUCCCCCCCGCCCCACGUCCCCCCACACACUGCUGUAGUGGGUCGUCACGGUGAGGCGUUAUCAAUGUACGCGGUCCGGCGUGGGGGCGGGGAGCUGCAUCGGUCCAGUCCGCUCCGCUGAGGAGGGGCCCCAGCGUGGAGGUGGCACUGUGCGCAUACCAGGAGGACCCCCCCCCCCCGCUACACGCCCCUCGCUUCAUUCAGCAGCGAGGAGCAGCCGCGCGCAGAGGGGGGAGAGCUCGCACUGACCGCUGGGUGAACAGGAACCGGACCCGGACCGCAGCUUCCACCGACUAACGACACACCAGGUGCCCACGUUGCUCUGGUAAACCCCCAGAAGAUGUCUCAUCGCAGUGGGCAAGAGGACCCGGAGCGGUACCUGUUCGUGGACCGGGCCGUGGUCUACAACCCGGCCACGCAGGCCGACUGGACGGCCAAGAAGCUGGUGUGGAUCCCCUCGGAGCGCAGCGGCUUCGAGGCGGCCAGCAUCCGGGAGGAGCGCGGCGAGGAGGUGCUGGUGGAGCUGGCCGAGAAUGGCAAGAAGGCGACGAUCAGCAAGGACGACAUCCAGAAGAUGAACCCGCCCAAGUUCAGCAAGGUGGAGGACAUGGCCGAGCUCACCUGUCUGAACGAGGCGUCCGUGCUGCACAACCUGAAGGACCGCUACUACUCUGGGCUCAUAUACACGUACUCUGGCCUAUUCUGUGUGGUCAUCAACCCCUACAAGAACCUGCCCAUCUAUUCAGAGAACAUCAUAGAGAUGUACAGAGGCAAGAAGAGGCACGAGAUGCCUCCGCACAUCUACGCCAUCUCAGAGUCUGCGUACCGCUGCAUGCUCCAAGAUCGUGAGGACCAAUCGAUCCUUUGCACAGGGGAGUCCGGAGCAGGCAAGACGGAGAACACGAAGAAGGUCAUCCAGUACCUGGCCCACGUCGCCUCCUCACACAAAGGACGCAAAGACCACAACAUUCCUCAGCCCGAGUCUCCCAAAGCAUUCAAGCUCCAGGGUGAGUUGGAACGCCAGCUCCUGCAAGCCAACCCCAUCCUCGAAUCUUUUGGCAAUGCCAAGACGGUGAAGAAUGACAACUCGUCCCGCUUUGGGAAGUUCAUCAGAGUCAACUUUGACGUCACAGGCUACAUCGUCGGGGCCAACAUUGAAACUUACCUUCUGGAGAAGUCGAGAGCCAUCAGACAGGCCAAAGAUGAGAGGACCUUCCACAUCUUCUACCGCCUGCUGGCAGGGGCCGGGGAGCACCUCCGAACGGACCUGCUCCUUGAAGGCUUUAACAACUAUCGUUUCUUGUCAAAUGGUAACAUCACUAUCCCCGGGCAGCAGGACAAGGAUAAUUUCCAGGAGACUCUGGAUGCCAUGCACAUCAUGAGCUUCUCCCAUGACGAGAUUGUCUGCAUGUUGAAGGUCGUCUCUGCAGUGCUGCAGUUUGGCAACAUCGUCUUUAAGAAAGAGAGAAACACGGAUCAGGCCUCCAUGCCUGAGAACACAGUGGCGCAGAAGCUCUGUCACCUGCUUGGAAUGAACGUUAUGGAGUUCACCAGAGCGAUCCUCACCCCGAGGAUCAAAGUGGGACGCGACUACGUACAGAAGGCCCAGACCAAAGAACAGGCGGACUUUGCUGUUGAAGCCCUGGCCAAGGCCACGUAUGAGCGUCUGUUCCGCUGGCUGGUCCACCGCAUCAACAAGGCCCUGGACCGGACCAAGCGCCAGGGGGCCUCUUUCAUCGGCAUCCUGGACAUCGCCGGCUUUGAAAUCUUCGAGCUGAACUCGUUUGAGCAGCUGUGCAUCAACUACACCAACGAGAAGCUGCAGCAGCUCUUCAACCACACCAUGUUCAUCCUGGAGCAGGAGGAGUACCAGAGGGAGGGCAUCGAGUGGAGCUUCAUCGACUUCGGCCUGGACCUUCAGCCCUGCAUCGACCUCAUCGAGAGGCCGACUAACCCCCCUGGUAUCCUUGCCCUGCUGGACGAGGAGUGCUGGUUUCCCAAGGCAACCGACAGGACCUUCAUAGACAAGGUGCUGCAGGAGCAGGGCACACACACCAAGUUCCAGAAGCCGCGGCAGCUCAAGGACAAAGCGGACUUCUGCAUCAUCCACUACGCAGGAAAGGUGGACUAUAAGGCCGAUGAGUGGCUCAUGAAGAACAUGGAUCCUCUGAAUGAUAACGUGGCCACGCUGCUGCACCAGUCAACCGACAAGUUUGUGGCUGAGCUCUGGAAAGACGACAUUCAGACGUUUCAGAGAGCCUCUUUCUAUGACAAUGUGUCUGGGCUCCAUGAAGCACCAGUCGACAGAAUCGUGGGUCUGGACCAGGUGGCGGGCAUGAAUGAGACGGCGUUUGGCGCCGCCUACAAGACCAAGAAGGGCAUGUUCCGCACCGUGGGACAGCUGUACAAGGAGCAGUUAUCCAAGCUGAUGGCCACACUGAGGAACACCAACCCCAACUUUGUCCGCUGCAUCAUCCCCAACCACGAGAAAAGAGCUGGUAAGCUGGACCCACACCUGGUUCUGGACCAGCUCAGGUGUAAUGGGGUACUGGAGGGGAUUCGCAUCUGCAGACAGGGCUUCCCCAACCGCAUCGUCUUCCAGGAGUUCAGGCAGAGGUAUGAGAUCCUCACCCCCAACGCCAUUCCCAAGGGCUUCAUGGACGGCAAGCAGGCCUGUGAGAGGAUGAUCAAAGCCCUGGAGCUGGAUGGAAACCUCUUCCGUAUUGGCCAGAGUAAGAUUUUCUUCAGGGCCGGAGUCCUGGCCCAUUUGGAGGAGGAGAGGGACCUGAAGAUCACCGACAUCAUUAUUUACUUCCAGGCCGUCUGCAGGGGGUAUCUGGCACGCAAGGCUUUUGCAAAGAAGCAGCAGCAGCUCAGCGCUCUAAAGGUUCUCCAGAGGAACUGCGCUGCCUACUUGAAGCUUCGUCACUGGCAGUGGUGGAGACUCUUCACCAAGGUGAAGCCUCUGCUGCAGGUGACCAGGCAGGAGGAGGAGAUGCAGGCUAAAGACGAGGAGCUGGUCAAGGUGAAGGAAAAGCAAACCAAGGUGGAGGGAGAGCUGGUGGAGAUGGAGAGGAAGCACCAGCAGCUGGUUGAGGAGAAGAACAUUCUAGCAGAGCAGCUGCAGGCAGAGACUGAGCUGUUUGCAGAAGCUGAGGAGAUGAGAGCCCGCCUGGCUUCCAAAAAGCAAGAGCUGGAAGAGAUCCUUCACGACCUGGAGUCCCGUCUGGAGGAAGAAGAGGAGAGGAAUCAGGGCGUGCAGAACGAGAAGAAGAAGAUGCAGUCCCAUAUUCAGGACCUGGAAGAACAGCUGGAUGAGGAGGAGGCUGCCAGGCAGAAGCUGCAGCUGGAGAAGGUGACAACAGAGGCCAAAAUGAAGAAAUUUGAAGAGGACAUUUUGCUCCUGGAAGACCAGAAUUCCAAAUUCCUCAAGGAAAAGAAGCUGUUGGACGACCGAAUUAACGAGAUGACUUUGGCACUGUCCGAAGAGGAAGAAAAGGCCAAGAACCUCGGCAAGGUCAAGAACAAGCAGGAGAUGAUGAUGGUCGACCUCGAGGAGAGACUGAAGAAGGAGGAGAAGACUCGUCAGGAGCUGGAGAAGGCCAAGAGGAAGCUGGAAGGGGAAACCUCCGACUUCCAGGACCAGAUAGUGGAGCUGCAGGCCCAGGCUGAGGAGUUCAAAGUUCUGUUGGGGAAGAAAGAUGAUGAGCAGCAGAUGAUGGUGGCCAGGGGGGAAGACGAGGUCGGCCAGAAGAACAACGCUCUGAAGCAGGUGAGGGAACUGCAGGCUCAGCUGUCAGAGCUGCAGGAGGACCUCGAGUCAGAGAAAGCGUCCAGGAGUAAAGCUGAGAAACUCAAGAGGGACUUGAGCGAAGAGCUCGAGGCCCUGAAGACUGAACUCGAGGACACUCUUGACACAACCGCUGCCCAGCAGGAGUUAAGGACGAAGCGCGAACAGGAGGUUACGGAGCUGAAGAAGGCAAUCGAGGAGGAGACUAAAAACCAUGAAGCUCAGAUCCAGGAGAUGCGACAGAGGCAUUCCACCGCCUUGGAGGAGCUGUCUGAAAAUCUGGAGCAGGCCAAGAGGUUCAAGGCCAACUUGGAGAAAACUAAGCUGAGCCAGGAGAGCGCCAACAAGGAGCUGGCCAGCGAGGUCAAGGGCCUGCAGCAGGCCAAGGCCGAGUCCGAACACAAGAGGAAGAAACUGGAGGCACAGCUGCAGGAGUUCAUGGCCAGAGUGACGGAGGGCGAGCGGGCCAAGGGGGAGCUGGCCGAGCGCGCACACAAGCUGCAGACUGAGCUGGACAAUGUGUCUGCCAUCCUGGAAGAUUCAGAGAGGAAGGGCAUCAAGAUGGCCAAGGACGUUGCUGGACUAGACAGUCAGCUGCAAGACACACAGGAGCUGCUCCAGGAGGAGACGCGUCAGAAACUAAACCUCAGCAGUCGCAUACGCCAGCUGGAGGAGGAGAAGAACGCCCUCCAGGAGCAGCAGGAGGAGGAUGAGGAGGGACGCAAGAAUCUAGAGAAGCAGAUGUUGACGGUACAGGCUCAGCUGUUAGAGAGCAAGAAGAAGCUGGAGGAUGAUGUUGGAACAAUAGAAGCCCUGGAAGAGACAAAGAAGAAACUCCAGAAGGACUUUGAGCUGGCCAGCCAGCGACUGGAAGAGAAGACCGUUGGCUUUGAAAAGAUGGAGAAGACAAAGACCCGUCUGCAGCAGGAGCUGGACGAUCUAACUGUAGACCUGGAUCACCAGAGACAGAUCGUCUCCGGCCUGGAGAAGAAACAGAAGAAGUUUGACCAGAUGCUGGCUGAGGAGAAGAGCAUCUCGGCUCGUUACGCCGAAGAGCGUGACCGUGCUGAAGCUGAGGCCAGGGAGAAGGAGACCAAAGCUCUCUCCAUGACCCGAGCUCUGGACGAGGCCCUGGAGGCCAAAGAGGAGCUGGAGAGGGUUAACAAGCAGCUUCGUGCUGAAAUGGAAGACCUGAUGAGCUCCAAGGACGACGUGGGAAAGAAUGUCCAUGAGCUCGAGAAGUCCAAGCGUACUCUGGAGCAGCAGCUGGAGGAGAUGAAGACCCAGCUGGAGGAGCUGGAGGACGAGCUGCAGGGCACAGAGGACGCCAAGCUGCGUCUGGAGGUCAACAUGCAGGCCAUGAAGGCCCAGUAUGAGAGAGACCUCCAGGGCCGGGACGACCAGAACGAAGAGAAGAAGAGAGCGCUGGUCAAGCAGGUGCGAGAGAUGGAGGUUGAGUUGGAGGAUGAGAGGAAGCAGAGGGGUUUGGCUGUAGCUGCUAAAAAGAAGCUGGAGAUGGAUUUGAAGGACAUAGAGGGUCACAUAGAAGGAGCCAACAAGGCUCGGGAUGAAGCCAUCAAACAGUUGCGCAAGUUACAGGCCCAAAUGAAGGACUACCAGCGAGAGUUGGAAGACGCCCGUGCAUCUAGAGAUGAUAUCUUUGCCAUAGCCAAGGAAAACGAGAAGAAACUCAAGAGUCUGGAGGCGGAGAUUGUACAGCUUCACGAGGACCUGGCAGCAUCUGAGCGGGGUCGGCGCCACGCCGAGCAGGAACGGGACGAGCUGCAAGAUGAAAUCUCAAACAGCACAUCUGGAAAGUCGGCUCUGAUGGACGAGAAGAGGAGGCUGGAGGCUCGCAUCGCUCAGCUGGAGGAAGAGCUGGAGGAGGAACAGGGAAACAUGGAGCUCCUCAACGACCGCUUCAGAAAGACCACUAUGCAGGUGGACACCCUGACGACUGAGUUGAGCGCCGAGCGCAGCAUCGGCCAAAAGAGUGAAAACGCUCGGCAGCAACUGGAGCGUCAGAACAAGGAGCUCCGGGCCAAGCUGGGCGAGCUGGAGGGUUCUGUGAAGAACAGGUUCAAGGCCUCCAUCGCUGCCCUGGAGGCAAAGAUAGCACAGCUGGAGGAGCAGCUGGAGCAGGAAGCCAAGGAGCGAGCAGCAGCCAACAAAACUGUGAGGAGGACUGAGAAGAAGCUGAAAGAAAUCUGCAUGCAAGUGGAGGAUGAGCGUCGCCAUGCCGACCAGUUUAAAGAACAAGUGGAGAAGGCUAGCUCUCGCAUGAAGCAGCUCAAGCGUCAGCUGGAGGAAGCCGAGGAGGAGGCCACGAGGGCCAACGCCUCACGCAGGAAACUGCAGCGAGAGCUGGACGACGCCACCGAGGCCAGCGAGGGUCUGAGCCGCGAGGUUCACACACUGAAGAACCGCCUCAGACGCGGCGGGCCCAUCAGCUUCUCCUCCAGUCGCCCAGGCAGACGCCCGCUUCAGGUCGAGGGGACUUCCUUGGACCUCCUGUCUGACGAGGAGGUGGAAAACAAAACCACCGACACAAAUGCCAAUGAGACUCCGGCGCCUCAGCCAGAGUAGCAAGAAAAAGCCUCAACUUCUGCCUCCAAGUCCCAACAGCAAUGCUUAGAUGGCCCCGAUGAUGCAGACGUGAGCCAAACUGUAUUCCUUCCUCCUGAACCUCAGCACGUACCAGCAGUUGGACCCCCCCAACGCACUCUUUGCCAGGCCACUUAAAGUUGGGAGAAGCACUGCUCUGCCUUACACCUCCCUUCUCAAGGUGCAGGGCUGUACAAUAGAAAAGCAACUUCAUCAUGCUUUGAGUAUUAACUGCAUCCCCAAUAUCAGGGCUUUCCUUUAGAAAUGCACAUCUCCCCACUCCUACAGAGAUAAAAAUAAUGAUUGUAAUUCUAAAUACUAAAACAAUACAGAAACUGAUUAUUGUUGCAUUAAUCUUACCGUGUGCCGUCAUAUCAGUCUGCUGAGUUAUGUUAGUUAAGCUGUAACUGCAGUAUUUUCUCCAGUCCUGUUUGCUUGCAUAUGAGUAUAGAAGUGUAAGCCUCAGCACCACUAUGUUGCCCCUCUGAAGAUGUAUGACAGUAGGUCUGUAAUGACUUGUAAUUAUUUGCUGCGAGAGCUGAAAGCAGCGAUCACACUCCUUUUCUUUUACUUACUUCUGUGCCUUUUGUUUUUUUUCUCUCCUCAUUUUAAAUAUUUUGUUCAUUUUUUGGACCCUGCCUGACUUCAAUAUUCAACAAGUUGCAUUUGUAAUGAGCGAUUAGUGGUAAAUGGUUUUGCUGUCUUUUUAUGACCUGCUACAGUUUCUAUGUUACCACAGUGAUUGACAUGUCAAACUGCACGGGGUAUUUGUAGAUGGGUGCUAUGACUUCUCAUAACUUUUAUACUUUGAGUUCAGAUUGAUAGACAAACUGUAUUUAUAUCUCUGUAUACAGUAUACCUUCAAUUAGUUUUAAAGAUGCUCAUAAUGCACAUUGAUCAGCUGUAUCUACGCUAAUUAUCAUGACAUGUACAGUUUGAGUUAUUAGGAGCCAUAUGAUUUAUUAAAGUCUAUGGAGCCCAAUUCUCUGUGACUUGUGGAAUUGGUCCUUGAUGAUUACGUAGAAUGAGUUAUCAGGCAUCACAUUGGUCAUCCAUGUCAAACUGGCAGAACAAUAAUGCCAACUAACAUAAUUGCCAUCACACACAUUUUGGAUGUUUGGGAACUAAAUGAAAGGUUUCCCGGGAAAUUUGCAUAUUGCUUUUUUUUGCUCAAGAUAAAUCAUUAUUAUAGAAUAGUUUAGUGACAGUAGGGUAGGGAGGUUUGACCAUUUGUGCCUGUUUCAGAAACAAAAAAAAUUAAAUCCACAAUAUCGAAGUAAAUUUACAGAAAAAUGCUAGUGCUGCAAUUUGUUACUUUCUACUUCACUAUAUUCCAUAGUUUUUACACAUUUAUUAUUAACCAUUUGUAGUUACAUAAGUUUAAUUUAAGAAAGACAAACUUAUGAAAUAGAAUUCCUUGUGGAUUCCAACCUCUUUGGCUGGAGACAUGUUAAAGAAAGAAGUGUCCACAUGGGGACGUUGUUACUGCUUUCCAUCCAUCGUCAAAGAGCCGACUAAUGGAGACAUGACGCUGCGUGGCUGUUUGUUGUUUGUCUUUAGACGGAUCUGACAGAAAACACUCAGAAUUGAACCCUAGCCAAUCUUGCAGUGAGGCACGUCACAGACAUCUAGGUUCAUUUAAAUAACCAAGGAGACGCAAGAUAACCCAAUAUGCAACAGUCUAGAGACACGCUACAAGAAAUUAAACUAAUUUUGUAGCAGAAAGGUUGUUUUUUUUCUUCUCUCUGUCAUGACCAAACACUAAAUGUAAUACAAUGAUUUCAUUAAUGACUAUGACUUUUUAUAAAUAUUCCAAAGUGCUAUACUAUAACCUUUUUGAUAUGCCAUACAAUGACUUAUUCGCUCGCCCCUCCCUCUCCUCUUCGGCCACUGAAACACUCAUCACCGCUGGACUGGACUAAUGCAGCAGCAUCCUCUGGCAAAUCUAACCAACUACAAUACAUCCAGAACUCUGCUGCCUGUGCGCUCUGUAGAGAUCAGUCCAUCAAAGACUACAGCUCCUCAUCAUCACAAGUCCUUCCCCCCGCAACCUCAGAUCUGCCAACGCCUGCCUCCUUUAACCAUGUAAAGUGCCAUACAAAUAAAAUGUGUUAUUAUUCAUUUUG